Messenger RNA from Argentina anserina (silverweed cinquefoil), 2798 nucleotides. RefSeq names its product protein ALTERED SEED GERMINATION 2. The transcript is spliced from 20 exons. NCBI's taxonomy places the organism in Eukaryota, Viridiplantae, Streptophyta, Magnoliopsida, Rosales, Rosaceae. The record is from RefSeq and is a predicted model, not a curated record. The coding region runs from base 182 to 2470 and encodes 762 amino acids. Gene Ontology annotation, cellular component: Cul4-RING E3 ubiquitin ligase complex; cytoplasm. Gene Ontology annotation, biological process: negative regulation of fatty acid biosynthetic process. Gene Ontology annotation, molecular function: protein binding.
CGACACGGCCUCACCGGAAAAUGCACUCAUCUCAUAUCAAUCACUCCCUCCCUAUUAAUACCGAUCAUCAUUUCCUUAUUUCUCUCCCAAAUUUAGAAGAAAAAAAAAACAAUCGGAGAUUACGGGUAAAAGCUUCACCACCGUCGCCGUUGUUCGGGUUUCCAGUGCUUCCCGUUCGUCAAUGGACGCCGUGCCUUUUUACGACGGCAACAUCCACGGCUUGAUUGAGAGCCGAUACCUCGACGUUCGUCAGGAUGUUAAUCACAGCUUGCAGAUGCACUCGUCUUUGGUACGGCGGCUUUCUCAGGAGACCGAAUUAGAGGGUCAUCAGGGCUGUGUUAAUUCGAUUGCUUGGAAUUCUAGAGGUUCACUUUUGAUAUCUGGAUCAGAUGACACACGGAUAAAUAUUUGGAGCUACUAUGGUCGAAAGCUUUUGCAUUCUAUAGAGACUGGGCACUGCACUAACAUAUUUUGUACAAAAUUUAUCCCUGAAACUUCCGAUGAGCUUGUUGCCUCUGGUGCUGGAGAUAAAGAAGUCCGAUUAUUUAAUUUGUCUCAAUUAAGUGGGAGAGGACCUGAAGAUAGUGCUGUUUCUCCAUCAGCUCUAUAUAAAUGUCACUCAAGAAGAGUAAAAAAGUUAGCUGUCGAAGUUGGAAACCCCAAUGUGGUAUGGAGUGCAAGUGAAGAUGGAACUUUGAGACAGCAUGACUUUCGAGAGGCCACUUCUUGUGCUCCUGCUGAACCUGAUAAAAAAUGUCGUAGUGUUUUACUCGAUUUGCGGUCUGGAGCAAAGAAGUCACUAGCUAAACCUCCGAAAGAUACGUUGGCUCUAAAAUCUUGUGAUAUUAGUUCCACUAGGCCUCAUUUGCUACUAGUUGGUGGGAGUGAUGCAUUUGCGCGUUUAUAUGAUAGAAGGAUGCUGCCUCCUCUGACAUCCUGCCAGAAAACGAUGUCUCCACCUCCUUGUGUUAAUUAUUUCUGUCCAAUGCACCUCUCUGAUCGUGGAGGUACAAGCUUGCACUUAACUCAUGUUGCAUUUAGCCCAGAUGGAGAAGAGGUUCUACUUAAUUAUAGUGGGGAGCAUGUAUAUUUAAUGAAUGUUAAUCAUGCUGGUGGAAGUGCUGUCCAGUAUAAUUCAGGUGAUGUUUCAAAGAUAAUGAGCUUCACACCUAUACUGAAUGGGCUAGAACUGCAGCAACCACCAUCCAGAGUCUUCAAAAGUCGUCUUCCUAAAAGACGCGAGGCCACUGCUAUGCAUGAAAAGUGCAGUAAACUAACUCAAAGUGCUCAGAAGUCCUUGGAGGAGGGGGAUUUUUAUCAUGGCAUUGAGGCAUGCAAUGAGGUGCUGGAUGGAUAUGGUGGCGAUAUUGGCCCUAUACUAAGGCAUGAUUGUCUCUGUACUCGUGCUGCAUUGUUGCUGAAGCGUAAGUGGAAAAAUGAUGCUUAUAUGGCCAUAAGAGAUUGCUAUAAUGCUCGGAAAAUCGAUAGCUCAUCUUUCAGAGCUCAUUACUAUAUGUCUGAAGCUUUGUCACAGUUGGCCAAACACAAAGAAGCUCUAGAAUUUGCUAUGGCUGCCCAAUCUUUAGACCCAUCGCAUUCUGAGGUACUAGCACUAUUGGAGAGUAUAAAAAGAGAGCUUGCUGCAGCCAAGUCUGAAAAAAAUGGCAAGCCUAAUGAUGGAGCACCCAGGUCUGAAUCUCGGGGUGGAAGAGUGCUAUCACUUAGUGACAUACUUUACCGAUCUGACAGUAAUAGUGAAGCUUCACAAGAUGGGCCUAGAUCUGAGAGAGAGGAUUCUGAUUAUGACGAAUUGGAAUUGGAUUUUGAAACGUCAAUGUCAGGUGAUGAAGAGCAAGAUUUCGAGCCUAAUAUUCUACAUGGAAGUGUAAAUCUGAGAAUUCAUCGAAGAAGUGAUUCUUCUAGGGAAGUUGAGAGGGCAAAUGGCUGUUGUGGAUCUCAGUCGUCAUCAUCUCAAAAUGAAGGACUCCCAUAUCAGCCCGAGGCCGUGGUUGAUAUGAAACAGAGAUACGUCGGUCAUUGCAACAUUGGAACUGACAUAAAGCAAGCAAGCUUUCUUGGCCAGAGAGGUGAAUAUGUCGCUAGUGGAAGUGAUGAUGGCAGAUGGUUUAUCUGGGAAAAACAAACUGGCAGACUUAUAAAAUUGCUUCAAGGAGAUGAAGCUGUUGUGAACUGUGUGCAGUGCCAUCCCUCUGAUUGUGUGGUGGCAACUAGUGGGAUUGAUAACACAAUAAAGUUAUGGACCCCAAGUGCUUCAGUCCCAUCUAGUGUAGCUGGUGGAGCUGCUGGACCAGAAACUGCUAACAUUUCUAAUGUUUUGGUGGCUAAUCAGCGGAGAUUGAGCCAUAAUCCUGAAGCCAUCCUGUACAGCCGUUCUGAUCUAUUUGAGCAUUUUCGAAUGCAUGAUUUUACUGAAGGAAGCAUGCACCCGUUUGAGUGUGCUCAGAGCUAAAAAGUGUUAUAAUGGGAGGAUGGAGAUAUAUGCUCAACUGUAAAUGAGGCGACCGGGAAUGUUGCGGUUCUUGUUUAGCAAUAUGGGAUAGCCAGUUGCUGGUAUGCUGUCUUCAGCGCUAAAGUUUUCCCUAAUACAAUUUGUCACUAUCCCCCUCCAAACAUUUGCCUUGUGAAUCUGUAUAGUAGUACAGAUUCUCAACAUGUCUUGGCUUGUCUGAUGUUUUUGCUCUCGUGCUUAUUAUGUACUUAUUUUGCUUAUUUUCCUUAUUGUGUAUAGGAUAUGAAAGCAGAUAAUAAAGUGCUGGUUGAUAUUUGAUAAAUAUAUG